AUGUCGAAAGAAUUACAAAUUAACUAUCCAGACCCUGGGUUUUGGACGGAAACAUCAAUGAUUCAAUUAGGUUAUGGUGUUUGGGUUAAUUUAUCGAUGGUUUCUAUUGGUUUAGCUUAUGGAUUUUCAGCGGUUACUCUCCCACAAUUAAAUUUACCUGAUUCUUCCAUUAAAGUAACGAUUUCUGAUGAAUCUUGGAUUGGCAGAAUGAUAACUGGUUUUGGGAUAGGAAUGGUGAUGAGCGUACCAAGGGUUUAUAUGACAGAAGUAUCCUUACCAAAUAUGCGUGGUGUGAUCGGUUCUUUCCCCAAUAUUGCUAUGUCUCUUGGCAUAACUAUACAGGCUGGCUUGGGCUCUGUGUUAAAAUGGACUAUACUAUGCUAUAUAAGCUGCGCAUUCGCAGUAUUACUAUUUCUUCUUAAUAUGAAACUUCCUGAAACCCCAUAUUACUUAAUUCAAAAAUCGUUAACAGAAGAUGCUCAAAAGUCACUUAAAAAAUUUCGCUCUAAUAAAUACAAUACAGAUGCUGAGAUUGAUGAGAUUAUAGAUUUCAAAAACGAUAACAACAUUCGUAGGUUAAACUUUUUGGAGCAAUUGGCAGCUCUUCUAAAACGAUCAUCAUAUAAACCAUUUUUACUUAUGACAAUAUUUAAGCUAAUAGCGGAACUAUCUGGUGCAUCAAUUAUUUUUAUGUGGACCGUUGAUAUAUUGGAGAGAUCUAAAUCAUCAAUCAACCCUGAAAUAGGAAAUGUUCUACUGGGUGUUACAAGAAUAAUUGUAGGACUAAUCACAGCAGGACUUAUAUUCAAUGUUAGCAGAAGGUCUUUGGCGAUAACUUCUGGCUGUAUCUUCCUAUACUUUUUUCUACCAGAAACAAAAGAUUUGACUCUACAAGAAAUCGAAGAAUAUUAUAAUGACAGGCGCUCGACUUUAACAUCUCAACGUAGACUCAUGUCAAUGCAAUUUAACACACUCAGUGCAACUGCCGUAACUAGUAAAUCUCUUGAUAAUAUAACUAAUAGGCAUAAAAAACCCUCAAUAGUUACUUUUAGUGAAAAC
This is a messenger RNA of Brenthis ino (lesser marbled fritillary), 1059 nucleotides long. NCBI's taxonomy places the organism in Eukaryota, Metazoa, Arthropoda, Insecta, Lepidoptera, Nymphalidae. The record is from the annotation of a GenBank genome assembly.